This is a messenger RNA of Arvicola amphibius (Eurasian water vole), 1628 nucleotides long. RefSeq names its product VANGL planar cell polarity protein 2 (gene Vangl2). The record is from RefSeq and is a predicted model, not a curated record. Gene Ontology annotation, biological process: multicellular organism development; establishment of planar polarity; Wnt signaling pathway, planar cell polarity pathway. The transcript has 7 exons. The coding region runs from base 63 to 1628 and encodes 521 amino acids. Lineage: Eukaryota; Metazoa; Chordata; Mammalia; Rodentia; Cricetidae. Gene Ontology annotation, cellular component: plasma membrane.
GGCCCCCCAAGAGGCCCCAGCCCGCGACCCUGGAGCGCUACAAGGCACGACGUUCAGACGCCAUGGACACCGAGUCCCAGUACUCGGGCUACUCUUACAAGUCGGGCCAUUCCCGCAGCUCCAGAAAGCACAGGGACCGCCGGGACCGACACCGCUCUAAGAGCCGGGAUGGGAGCCGUGGAGAUAAAUCAGUGACGAUCCAGGCUCCAGGAGAGCCCCUGCUGGACAAUGAGUCCACGAGGGGAGAUGAGCGGGAUGACAACUGGGGAGAGACCACAACGGUGGUCACAGGCACCUCCGAGCAUAGUAUCUCCCACGAUGACCUCACGCGCAUCGCCAAGGACAUGGAGGACAGUGUGCCGCUGGACUGUUCACGCCACUUGGGCGUGGCAGCAGGGGCCACUCUGGCGCUCCUCUCUUUCCUCACCCCGCUGGCUUUCCUGCUUCUGCCUCCACUACUGUGGCGGGAGGAGCUGGAGCCGUGUGGGACAGCGUGUGAGGGCCUCUUCAUCUCCGUGGCCUUCAAGCUGCUCAUCUUACUCUUGGGCAGCUGGGCUCUGUUCUUCCGCCGGCCCAAGGCCUCGUUGCCCCGAGUCUUCGUGUUACGCGCCCUGCUCAUGGUCCUCGUCUUCCUGCUCGUUAUCUCCUACUGGCUUUUCUACGGCGUGCGCAUCUUGGAUGCGCGGGAGCGCAGCUACCAGGGUGUGGUUCAGUUUGCUGUUUCGCUAGUGGACGCCCUACUCUUCGUACACUACCUGGCUGUAGUUCUGCUGGAGUUGCGCCAACUCCAGCCCCAGUUCACGCUCAAGGUUGUGCGGUCGACGGACGGGGCCAGCCGCUUCUACAAUGUCGGCCAUCUCAGCAUCCAGCGAGUGGCAGUGUGGAUCCUGGAGAAGUAUUACCAUGACUUCCCUGUCUACAACCCCGCCCUCCUCAACCUGCCCAAGUCCGUCCUGGCCAAGAAAGUGUCUGGCUUCAAGGUGUAUUCUCUCGGAGAGGAAAACAGCACCAAUAACUCCACUGGCCAGUCAAGGGCUGUGAUUGCGGCAGCAGCGCGGAGGCGGGACAACAGCCACAACGAGUACUACUAUGAGGAAGCCGAGCACGAGCGCAGAGUGCGGAAGCGCAGGGCCAGGCUUGUGGUGGCUGUGGAGGAGGCCUUCACUCACAUCAAGCGGCUGCAGGAAGAGGAGCAGAAGAACCCCAGGGAGGUGAUGGAUCCCCGGGAAGCAGCCCAAGCCAUCUUUGCGUCCAUGGCCCGUGCUAUGCAGAAGUACCUGCGGACCACCAAGCAGCAGCCUUACCAUACCAUGGAGAGCAUCCUGCAGCACCUGGAGUUCUGUAUCACGCACGACAUGACGCCCAAGGCCUUCCUGGAGCGAUAUUUGGCAGCUGGACCCACCAUCCAGUACCACAAGGAACGGUGGCUGGCCAAACAGUGGACAUUGGUGAGCGAGGAGCCGGUGACCAAUGGGCUUAAGGACGGCAUCGUUUUCCUCUUAAAACGCCAGGACUUCAGCCUGGUGGUGAGCACCAAGAAGGUGCCAUUCUUCAAACUCUCUGAGGAAUUUGUGGAUCCCAAAUCCCACAAGUUCGUCAUGCGGCUGCAGUCGGAGACCUCUGUGUGA